Parascedosporium putredinis is the source of this 480-nucleotide messenger RNA. The record is from the annotation of a GenBank genome assembly. NCBI's taxonomy places the organism in Eukaryota, Fungi, Ascomycota, Sordariomycetes, Microascales, Microascaceae.
AUGUCUCUGAACAAACUCUCAACCUGCCUCUGGUUCAACAACAAAGACGCAAUGGAUGCAGCGGAGCAUUACACUUCCAUUUUCAACUCGGCCCCGGGCCAACCCGCAUCGGGCCCAAAAUCCAGCAUCCACCACACCCAGCGCUUCCCCGAGGACCCGGCUCUCUGCCACGGGGCGGAGCCGGGAUCCGUCAUGGUGGUCGACUUCGACCUGCGGGGCCAACGGUUCGUGGGGCUGAACGGCGGCGACCAAGGGUGGGGAUUCAACGCCGCCGUUUCGUUUCAAAUCUUUUGCGAAGACCAGGACGAGGUGGAUCACUUUUGGGAGAAGCUCUCCGAGGGCGGCGACGUCUCCAAGCAGGAGUGCGGUUGGCUCGCGGACAAGUUCGGAGUCACCUGGCAAGUGAUUCCGAGGUCGGAACCAGUGCUCGUGAACACUGAUGUAUUCAGGCGCAAGACCCGAGACCCUGAGAAGACGUGA